AUGUUAGUCUGCCAUUUUCUCCACUUGGAAGUAAUUUUAGAACUAAAUAAUAGUACAUGUAGUCACCAAUCACCAAAAGUCUGGGCUCAUGACUCUCAAGGAGUCCUGCACAAGCCUCAACUUAAUUGCAGCAACAAAGAUUGCUUGGUGCUGCCACGGCAUGGGCUGAGCAGAAGCACCCUGGAGAAGGAGGAGCAUCUGACUCAGGUGAUGGAGGCACAGAGACUGCAGGCCCAGCAGGCUGAUGCUGCCCUGGAGGAGUUUAAGCAGCAGGUGGAGCUGAACUCAGAAAAAGUGUAUGCAGAAAUGAAAGAGCAGAUGGAAAAGGUAGAAGCAGAUCUUAGCAGAUCAAAAUCUCUCCGUGAAAAGCAGUCAAAAGAUUUCUCCUGGCAGUUGGAGGAGAUCAAGCAAAAAUAUGAACAACAGAUAGUAGAGCUGAAGCUGGAGCAUGAACAGGAAAAGACGCACCUAUUCCAACAACAUAACACAGAAAAGGAUUGCCUGGUCCGAGACCAUGAACGGGAAAUUGAGAAACUAGAAAAACAGCUUCGGGCUGCCAUGACAGACUACGACAAUAAAACUCAGGAAUGUAGGAAACGAGAUGCUCAGAUCAUCUGUGAUAUGGAAGCCCAGAUCCACACUCUGAGGGAAGAGCUGAUUCAGGUGAAUACUCAAAGAAAACAGCAGUUGGUAGAACUUAGUCUUCUUCGGGAAGAAGAAAAGCAAAGAGCUAUUCGGGACCAUGAGACUGCCAUGAACAAACAGAAAGCUGAGUCAGAAAAAAUGAUUCUAGACCUGAAAAAGAUUAAUGCUGCAGAAAAGGAGAUGGCACUAGAAAAG
Python bivittatus (Burmese python) is the source of this 840-nucleotide messenger RNA. Lineage: Eukaryota; Metazoa; Chordata; Lepidosauria; Squamata; Pythonidae. The record is from RefSeq and is a predicted model, not a curated record.